Aspergillus japonicus CBS 114.51 is the source of this 2263-nucleotide messenger RNA. Its product is annotated as putative Rho GTPase activator (Bem2). Gene Ontology annotation, cellular component: cytoplasm. NCBI's taxonomy places the organism in Eukaryota, Fungi, Ascomycota, Eurotiomycetes, Eurotiales, Aspergillaceae. The coding region runs from base 188 to 2131 and encodes 647 amino acids. The transcript is spliced from 5 exons. Gene Ontology annotation, biological process: signal transduction; regulation of GTPase activity. The record is from RefSeq and is a predicted model, not a curated record.
AAAGCAAGGAGACUUAUGUUUAUAUCGCCGGACGGUGGUUAGCGCUACCCAAACAAUUAGGUCGUUUUCUUCCUCGAGACGUCGCCUUCCCAUCAACGUUUGGUGAAUUCUUUUCAAAAAUCGAUCGAUAGAUUAUACUCGAUACCCCUCACUCGAGCACGCAUCUAGCUCGUGACAAACGACUAAAAUGCCGUCGAGGCAGUCCACUGUUCCCAAUUUAGAUCUUAGCCCUUCCACCCUGCAGGGAAAUGCGAAGAUCUCGUCUCCACUGACUCCCGGCGCCCAAAGCUCCGACGGACCGAGUCCCCUGACACCCCAUUCUCCCAAGUCUUUAUCAAGUUCGCCAUUUUUCAAGGGGGCAACAAUAAGACCUGUCACACAAGAUUCCAACAACCACAACAACCACAGCAGCCCUACCUCUACCGGUCCUGCUACUGCGGAACCCGCUACCCCAGGCCUAACAGCCAUUCCUCAGUAUCCUCCUUCUCCGAGGGAUUCUCCCAAGCAUUCCCGGGAUCCAUCCCGUUCCUUCUUCGCCAAUCUCAAGGCGCCCAAGGUGUCGCAUAGGGCUCAGAGGUCAGACGGUUCUGGCGAUUCAGGGACCAACCCGAAGAGCCGUGGCAGCUCUAGGGAUCGCAAAACACAGAUCUCAACAAAGCAAUACGAAUCGACCCCUGACCUGCCGGGCACCAUUGAGCGCGCAGCUCAACAAGAACGUGGUAAUUACCCAGAGGAGAAGAUUUCACAGCCGACAGACGCGAAAAAAAUCCUUGCGGAGGCGGAAGCGGCCAGUGCAGCUCGAAAGAAUAAACCGCGCUUUGCAAAUCUACUCUCUCGUUCCCGUUCGAUCAGGCUGGACGAGUCUUCUAUGAACAGGAUAGCGAACAGACGACCGUCCACUAGUCUCAUGAGGUUGGAGGAGUGCAGCAAGCGGGAGGCUCACGAGCCCCCCAAAGCAUCACGUCAUGAUCGUGGUAUAAGGACUGCCGGCAAUCCCACAGCACGCAGUUUCACCUCCGACCGACCUGCGGAAUAUCAUAACGGCUCUGUCCGUAGUAAUAAGAAUUAUGGCGCAUCCAUAGUUCCGUCGGCGUCGCUGAGUCAGGUCUCCGGCGCAUCGGCUACACUUUUCAAUAAUCUGAAACAGUCCUCCAGUGGUGCGGCAGAUCGCAUUGGCAAAGCUGGGAAAGGGUUCUUCGGGAAAAUCACUCGCAGCGGCAGCACUAAUGAGCGCGAGCUGUUUAACGACGACAACUAUGUCUGCUCCGUGAUCAAUCUGCCCUUAAUACAGCAAGCGCGUCGGACUCGGAUAGCGAAAAGGCUCGAAGACUGUCGGGAUAAGACGGAAUUCUGGAUGCCCGCUUUGCCCUAUCGCUGCAUUGAUUACCUCAAUUUCAAGGGCUGCGAGGAGGAAGGGCUAUAUCGUGUGCCGGGUAGCGGUAAGGAAGUGAAACACUGGCAACGAAGAUUUGACACUGAAUACGAUAUCAACCUCUUUGAUGAACCGAACCUGUACGACAUCAACACGAUUGGGUCAAUGUUCAAGGCUUGGCUCCGUGAACUUCCCGAUGAACUGUUUCCCAAGGAGACUCAGGCCAUGAUUGCCGAGAAAUGUGAGGGUGCAACAACAGCCCCGCAAUUGCUGAAGGACGAGCUCUCCAAACUGCCGCCAUACAACUAUUAUCUUCUCUUCGCCAUAACAUGUCACCUCAACCUGCUCCAUUCCUACGUGGAGCAAAAUAAGAUGGACUAUCGAAAUCUGUGCAUCUGCUUCCAGCCUUGUAUGAAAAUCGAUGCUUUCUGUUUCCAUUUCCUUGUUUGCGAUUGGAAAAACUGCUGGCAAGGUUGCUGGACAGAGAAGGAGUACCUGCAGCUUGAGAAGGACAUGGAUGAGAAGGAAAAUUCUCCUUCCCCCCAUGACGGGAUGUCCUACCAGAUCCAACACUCAUCAAUCAGUGAUGAAAGGGCCGUGUCCUCUGGGAGCAGCCAGCCUGCAUUUGAGGAAGAACCGCCACAUCCGGAGACGCCCAAGGUCCGCAAACAUAGGCCGAAGAAUAUCGAAACUGCGCAUACUAGGAGCGUUUCCCAGCUUCCCGAACUCGGUCCCCCUCUUUCUCCCAUUCAAAUAUGAACAACACAUCUUCUGAAGUUUAGGAUGAAGAGGCGAAAAUUCUCUCCUACACUUUGAUUGCUUGACCGACUAGGCUGCGCCAGAAGUCGCACUUUCUCUCUCUGCUUUUGAAGCAUCUCAAAUCUGCCAAUA